This is a messenger RNA of Anopheles stephensi (Asian malaria mosquito), 2373 nucleotides long. Its product is annotated as alkylated DNA repair protein alkB homolog 8. Lineage: Eukaryota; Metazoa; Arthropoda; Insecta; Diptera; Culicidae. Bases 71 to 1948 code for a protein of 625 amino acids. Gene Ontology annotation, biological process: tRNA wobble uridine modification. The transcript is spliced from 3 exons. Gene Ontology annotation, cellular component: nucleus; cytoplasm. The record is from RefSeq and is a predicted model, not a curated record. Gene Ontology annotation, molecular function: S-adenosylmethionine-dependent methyltransferase activity; tRNA binding.
AUUUGUUUGUUUACAUUUCACAGGCCAGCAUGCCGUGUACGCGAUUGCUGCUGCAGUUCUUGCUUUAGUAAUGACUCUCUCAAAGAAUUUGGAGAAAAAAAUUGGUAAAAAAAUCAAACGGUGCCAGCUGCUCAUUGAAAAGGAUGCUGGAACUCAGUUUUGUGAUGAUCCAACGGAUUUUAUCGUAAUCUGCAACGCGGGCCUUUCGACAGGUUUACAGCAAGAAGCUCUACUAGCAGAAGCUCUGCCGCAUGGACCGAUUCAACAGGUCCGGUUUCCUCCGGGCAAAUCGUACUGCUUCCUCCAUUGUACGUCCAAAGCUAGUGCUCAUGCGGUGUAUAUGGCGCUGAACGGUGUUUGUACGCUGGGUCAAGAUGGAGCCGUACUGCUGCUGGCAUUUUGCAAUGCCCUUCCUCCGUGUCUGGAUAAUAAUGGUCCAUGGUGCAGCAACAAUCUACCCAGCGGUCUGAUACUGGAACGUGAUUUUAUCGACGAGGCAAUGGAAAAGGUUCUGUUGGAAGCUGUUAAUUGUGACGAUAGUGAAGCAACCGACUUGCAAUUCAAGAAGACCCUCAAGCAUCGCAAAGUAAAGCAUUUUGGGUACGAAUUUGUUUACGGAACAAAUAAUGUGGAUAAGACGAAGCCGCUGGAACGAAAAAUACCCGCCGUGUGUGAUGAGCUGUGGAAAAGGCUUCAAAAUUUGCACCCCGAACUGCGCUGGCACGUUCCGGAUCAGCUAACGGUGAACCACUACGACCCCGGGCAGGGCAUACCACCGCACGUAGACACUCACAGUGCCUUCGACGAUCCAAUACUAUCCCUCUCGCUUGGAAGCGACGUAGUGAUGGAAUUUAAACAACCCUUCUCGGGGAAGCAGGUUUGUGUGGACUUACCUGCCAGGUCGCUGCUAAUAAUGGGCGGAGAAAGCCGAUACGAUUGGACGCACGGUAUAACACCCCGCAAGAUGGACACGGUUCCAGCAUCGAACGGUGGAUUGACUGUACGCAAGCGAAAGCUUCGAGUUUCGUUAACGUUUCGACGAUUACUUCCGGGCGAACGUUGCGGUUGCCCAUUUCCCAGCCUCUGUGACACCGCGGAAAAGCAAACCAUUUUGCUGGAAUGUCACGCGGCACAGGUCGAAGCACAGAACGUUCAUCGGGUUUACAAUGAGAUAGCGAAACAUUUCAGCGACACUCGACACUCACCAUGGCCAAGGGUAGAGGCGUUUGUGCGAUCGUUACCUGCAGGGGCGGUUUUGCUAGACGUUGGUUGCGGAAACGGAAAGUAUCUAGCUUCGAGCGAAUGUGCUCUGAUGCUCGGAUGUGACCGUAGCGAGGGUUUGCUGCAGGUUUGUGUGGAUCGAGGAUUCAAUGUGCUGCAGUGUGAUUGUCUCGCAGUACCGUUCCGCGACGAAUCGGUCGACGCCUGCAUAAGUAUUGCGGUCAUUCACCAUCUAGCAACCGAUCAGCGACGCAAACAGGCCAUUUCAGAGAUGGUACGCGUGUUACGACCCGGUGGUAAAGCGCUGAUUUACGUGUGGGCCAAAAAUCAGGAAGCUAAUGCGAAAAAAUCCAGCUACUUGCGGCAAAACAAACACAACAACAAACCAAGUACUCAGAACGAUCCAGAAUCAGCCCAGGAAGGUUCUCCGAUGGUGCAAACGGAAAAUGUUAUUGUUGGAGCAACCGAUUGCACGCUUCCGGUGCAUACAAACCGAACACAGUUUCAACACCAGGAUUUGCUCGUACCGUGGCAACUGCGAACUAGCGAAUCGAUGGAAAAGACCACAUUUUUACGGUACUAUCAUGUUUUCGAAGAACACGAGCUGGAAAAACUCUGUCUGGACAGUGGUGAUCAAAUCACGCUAGUCGAAAGCUACUACGAUCAGGGAAAUUGGUGCGUAGUGUUGGAAAAGAAACAUCACUCAAACCCAACCACGGUCGACUAGGCGUCACCGGUUUCUUCGUCCCCAGCUUUGGCUACGCUGUAAAACUGUACCAGCUCGUCAUACGAAUAAUUGUCGAGCAAUUCAAUCAACUGUGGCAGCUUGGUUUUUACGUUCACCCCUUUAAACUUGAACUUGUCGAUGUACAAGUCCGUGAGAAUGCCAUAAAUUCGAUUCAGUAUCGUCGGCUGCUUCCGAAAUUCCGUACCGAGCGAUUGCUGGUUGCGAAUGAGCGCGCGAUACUCUUCGGCCAGCGUAUUGAACUCGUCGUCGUCCCGAAUGUCCAGAUCGAGGAGAGCCUGGGCGAGCUGAUAAUCCUUGGUAAGCUUAUUGUAGUGUAGAAUCAUGGGUUCGAUGAGCUUGAUCAGCGAGGGAAUUGUGGAUUCGUUAAUGGCUGCAAUGAAACAACAGGAUCACCGUUAAGGAAA